GUUUUGUCAUGACGCGGCUCAUAUAUAGGAUCGAUCAAUAUCAAAUAUUGGAACGAUAACAAGAAUUCGGCAUUUGUAUUUUCUGUUUCUGUUUCAAUUGUUCCUUCUUCUACGGAUAUACUUAAUUACAUUUGUGUUUUUAUCCCUCGUGAUUCAAGACAGAGGUUUCGUUUCCAUUUACGUGGCGGGCCAGCUACUGUGGGUUUCUAAUUCUUGAAAACCAACACAGCAUUUUCUGAAAUCCGAUUCUACAUUCGGGAACGUAAUUGCAGCACGGUUUAAGUAAACAACAGUUGUGGAAAUGGGAGCGUCGUACUCUUUACCUAGAUUCGGCAGCACUAUUUACUGCGAUUAUCAUGGUAAAAAGAAGGCAACUGGUUUCUGUUCAUCUCACAAAACUCUUAUUUGCAUGACUUGUAUAGCAGAAAAGGUUCAUUUUGGUAUCGAUUGUAAGGUUCUGGAAAUGGAAACUAUGAGUCAUGAAAUGAAAGAAUGUUUUGUUAUGAAACAGGAAAUAUUGGCGUCUAAAAAGACAAUGACAGUGGACCAGAAACAAAAAAAGAUGUUUGCGGAGAUUGACAAAGCGUACAACAAAGCCCUGGACAACUUACAGAAAUUACGACUAGCCCAUUUGGAGGUUGCAAGACAAGAAAUAACAAACAUAUUUACAAGUGAGAGAGAAACCUUGGACAAACUUUAUCAAGCGGUUGACUUGUACCAUACCGGUAAAAAAGUGGAUGCAGACAGCUUAAAGAAGCAAGUGCUAAUGGAAACCUUUGGUAAUGAAUUAGUUUUCCAAAAGGUAAAUCCUGCUUUUACGGCGCUUGAGACGUCGCUUGAAAAGGUGAAGGAGUGUAAACCUGCAGUGCGUGUAGGGAGAAUGCCUCAAAGAAAAGAAAUAACUGGGUCAGACUUUGUUAACGAAUAAAUUUACGUUACAGCAUUUCAUUGAAUAAUAUGUAUAUUAACAAUUUUCAAAGUCUAUCACAAAAUUGUCAUUUUGUAUCGAUGGGAGAGUGAAUCAUUAAUUUAAGUCAUGCGAUAAUGCCACGGCUGCAUGACGAAGCGAAAAAUGCUGACUAAUAGUUAUUUAGAGAAUACAUGUAGUUAUUUAUAGUUGUUACCCAUGUCGGAUUUAUUGGACCAUAAACUUUAAUAUGUAUGAUUUCUCAGUUUCUUUUAUACAUGUAUAUAAUCUAUUUCAACAAACAAAAAUCCAUCAAUAAUGGAGUUAGAUAUCAGUUGAAGACGUUUAUUUAUAUAGUGAAAUUCAACUUUUACCAGGAAUUUAAAUAAUACUUUUUAAAGAUAUAUUCUUUGAAAAGACAUGACUUCUACAGUUUGAAUUUUAAGAAUGUUAAAUCCAUUAAUCAUUAACAAUUGUUAGUGAUUUUAGAGAUAAAUUUGUUCUUUUUUUAAUGAUUCACCCCGCUAUUAUUUUGGGUUAUUCGUUUAAUAUUUAUCUUACAAAUGUACACGACACAAUUGAUUUUUUACAAGUCAUUUGUACAUUGUCAUCAAUGUCUAAGACUUAUAAUAGACACUAAAACUACGUUAUUUAUCUCAGUUGCUAUUAUGUUAUGUGAAAACUAACUAACCCGCUAUUAUUUUGUGUCGUUUGUAUACAUGUAUUUAUCUUGCCAAUCUACAAUAUACGGGUGAUGAAACUAUGUUCAAACAAUGACAUGUUUAAAUGAAAUAAAAAUACAAUAUAAAUACAAUUUAUUCAGCUUUAAACUGACAUAGUAUAUUGCAAUAACAAUCAACGGGUAUAAUCCGGUAAGGGAAGUAACUCUUCUCGACGCUUAUCGCUUAAAUGAAAGGGUAUAUAUUGUUAUACUUACGUGUGAGGAAUAAGUUAGCAAAAGUACAAUGAUAAUGACGUAUUAAUUAGACUUGAUUUCCAAUUAUUCAUACAGCAAAAAUUACAGUCAUAAUAACGCAUGAUACUUAAUUGCAACUAUUUGUUGACACUGAAAUGUCUUGAACAGUGUUGGCCAUCAAGUUAUAUUUAUUAUAUUUAUAAACAAUAAAACUACAUAAUUAUAUCAAAGUUGCUAAUAUUUUGUGCGAAAACUAACUUCUAUAAGUUUAUAAUACUAACUUCUAUAAAUUUUCUCAAUGUAGCGUGAUGAUAUAUAUCUCUGUUUAUAUUAUAUACGUACUUGACGCAGAGUCAUU
Molecule: messenger RNA, 2181 nt
Organism: Ruditapes philippinarum (Manila clam)
Lineage: Eukaryota; Metazoa; Mollusca; Bivalvia; Venerida; Veneridae
Exons: 2
Coding region: 302-928 (208 amino acids)
Molecular function (GO): zinc ion binding
Source: RefSeq, a predicted model, not a curated record